UUUUUUUGCACCGGGGUUUUCCUUUCGGACUGCUUUCUUUUUUUUCCUUUUUUGCAAUUAGGAUUAUUUUUGCCUUGACCCUCCCGCGUCAUGCGUUUUUUUCCUCCUGGUCUGUUACAACGUGCUUGAAAACUGUUUCGCUUGUAACAGCCCAGAAGGUAUUAGCCAAGCCCUUCGUGUUCCUGUCCUGGUCCUUGUCAUCCAAGUGGUUGGCUUUUCUUGACGCUGCUUUGCCAAGUGGUCUGUGUUUUGAAGGAUAUAAAAUGUACCAGAGCUUGGCACUUGCUCCUAACCCUGGCCAGUCGGCCUACUCCCAUGAUUCCGGAAACUUCCUACACUCAACAGCAAGUCCAGCCGUGUAUGUGCCCACCAGCCGAGUUUCCUCAAUGCUGCAGGGCCUGCCCUACUUGCAAAGCUGUGACCCUGCCCACCAAGGCCAUCCUCUGGGCAGUCACCCAGGAUGGGGUCAGCCAGCCAGUGCUGAGACAGCCCACUUUAAUGCUGGCAGCCCUCACCCACCGUCAGGUUUUUCCUACACCCACAGCCCUCCCGGGGGUAGCAGCGCUGGUCGAGAUGGGGGCUACCAAGGUCCGCUAUUGCUGGGCGCUGGAGGGCGUGACCAGUAUGGCAACACUCUGGUGCGUUCGGUCAAUGGAUCAUAUUCCAGCCCGUAUCCUGGUGCUUAUGUCAGCCCAGCAGAGAUGCCCCCAUCCUGGCCUGCGGGGCAUUUUGAGAGCAGUGUUUUGCACAGCCUCCAGACAAGACAAGGAACUUUAUCCAGCCGGAGACCCACGUAUGAGCUUUUGGAGGAAUUUCCUGGUGAUGGCCGAGAGUGUGUUAACUGUGGGGCCAUGUCCACUCCGCUAUGGAGGAAAGAUGGCACAGGGCAUUACCUGUGCAAUGCCUGUGGCCUCUAUCACAAAAUGAAUGGCAUCAACCGGCCUCUCAUCAAGCCUCAGAAAAGACUGGAUGAAGCAGGGUUCUCCAAUGAAAUCUUUGGGUGGAAGGUAAUUCCAAGUCUUCAGAGGCCAGAGACCAUCAUCUUAGACAAGUUAUUUUUCAAGAAGCCAUUUCUGAAAGAAUCUUCAUCUCGACGAGCUGGUCUUUGCUGCACUAAUUGUCACACAACCAACACAACCCUCUGGAGAAGGAACGCAGAAGGGGAGCCCGUGUGCAAUGCAUGUGGAUUGUACAUGAAACUCCAUGGGGUGCCAAGACCUCUGGCAAUGAAAAAAGAAAGCAUCCAGACCAGGAAGAGGAAACCUAAAAAUAUCACUAAAGGCAAAUCCCCAACAAAUGGUUCCACAACUUCCACCACCAACUCUCCUUCCUCACUUACAAACUCAGAGAGCACUGUCACUUUAAAAACGGAACCCGCUGUCACAUCACAAUAUCCGGGACAGUCAAUAGUCUCAACUUCCCAGGGUCCAAGUCAUUCUGAAAACGCACUGGCGGACCACCACCCUCAGUUCAAGUAUGAGCCAGAAGAUUACACCUUCUCGUCAUCCACCAUGCCCCAGCAAUCGGGACUAAGCGUUGCCCCUCGUCAAGACUCGUGGUGCGCGUUGGCCCUGGCCUAGGCCACCCGUCUUCCAUUCUGAAACCAGGAAAGAUGCUACAAAGAUGCUAUCCCCCUUUGACAUCACUGGAGAGCUGACAAAGACUUCCCGGCUGUAAUCCUUUGGAUCUGCCAGGUUUCUCGUAAUCAGCAUGUUUCUCUGUUCCUCAAGGCCGAUACCUUCCUUCUUCUUCCCUGUGGAGGCUGCCAGUUGCAUGCAGCAUGCAGUCAGUUGCCGCCAACUCUGUUGGCCCUUUGAAUCUCUGAAAGUUGAUAUUCUUUCGCCAAUCAAAAGGAAGGGACUUGGGAGCUCCCACCUCAAGCACAAGUCUUCCUCUCUCCCUUCCCUGGAGAUCCAUCCAAAAGAAAUAGAAUCUAUGUUUCAUUCAUGGUGAUUCUUCUCUUUCUCCCCCCACCUCCUCUUUUUUUUUUUUAAUGACUCCCUUGUGUGCAAUUUUAUUCCACUUUCUAAUAAAUAUGGUAGCAUAUGACACCAAGUCAUUUAAUUUAUUAAAA
Molecule: messenger RNA, 2074 nt
Organism: Candoia aspera
Lineage: Eukaryota; Metazoa; Chordata; Lepidosauria; Squamata; Candoiidae
Gene: GATA5
Product: GATA binding protein 5
Exons: 8
Coding region: 264-1580 (438 amino acids)
Biological process (GO): negative regulation of transcription by RNA polymerase II; positive regulation of transcription by RNA polymerase II; cell fate commitment
Cellular component (GO): nucleus
Molecular function (GO): RNA polymerase II cis-regulatory region sequence-specific DNA binding; zinc ion binding; DNA-binding transcription factor activity, RNA polymerase II-specific
Source: RefSeq, a predicted model, not a curated record